CCGAGCUGGUCCCUGGUUCGUUAUGUCUUUGGGCCCGCUCCCCGUCUCGCCAUGCCCGCUGCUGAACGCUCCCCGCCGCCGCCGCUGCUGCGCUUUCUGUCGUCGUUGCUUCUGAUUUCGUGCCUGCAUGGGUCGGUGAGAGCCGCGGAGGAGGGCGGCGGCCUGCCCUCCUCCUCCUCCUCCUCCUCCUCCUCCUCGCCCGGGGACAAUGGCCCCGCGGUCCCGGUUGGAGACCCGUCCGCCGCCGCGCCGAGCGCCCCCGGAAGACUCCUCGGCCUCUCCGCUCCGACGGAAGAGCCCCAGUUUGCCCUGAAGGUCGUGGUGAGGGACCUGGUGACCCGCCAGCCGCUGCCGGGCGCCUCGGUGGACGUCUACGUCAACCACACCCUGAGGAGCUCUGCCCGGACGGGGGUGAGAGGCGAGGUUCUGCUCUGGGUCGCGUACACUCCCGGCCUCAGCCUGACUCUGCUGGGCAGCAUGGAGGGCUACGUGCCCAGCCCCCUGCCCUGGAGCACCAGCAAGAGACCGAUUUUCUCCGCUGUGACGUUGCUGCUGCUGCCUCACAGUCAGGGGAACGUCUGGCUGUUCGACGACUCGGUGCUCAUCACCGGGAAGCUGCCUGACCGCUCGUCCCAACCCGAGGUCACGUUCCCCAAGAGCCUCCUCACGAUGUCUGGCGACAGCAACGUCUCCUCCGUGACGGCGUACCUGACCGUCCCACAGCGCCACCUGGAGAAGGACUGUGCCAACUGCACUCCGGGCAUCGUCGGCCAACCGUCACUGUUCAGAAGCAUCGAGCUGAAGGCGGUGGCGGCCGUCAGCGUGCUGCUGUACUCGGGCGGCGAGGAGCUCCGGGUGCGGGGGCCCGUUCAAAUCAGCCUGCCGCUGGGGCCCGGCGCUCACCUCAGGGCCUCGGACACGGUGCCGGCCUGGGCCUUCAACCUGAAGACAGGAGCCUGGGAGAACCAGGGUCUGGGAAUCGUGAAAUCCGUUGGCGAGGAGCUGGUUUGGACCUACACCGCCUCCCAUCUGGGCGACUGGAUCGCUGCCCCCUUCCCCUCGUCAAACGAUUACCUGGGCUAUGGAGGCUCCGUUGACUUCAUGUCGUACCACACCUACCUGCUGAUGGGAGUACUGGGAGCAACGCUGGCUGUGGUGAUUGGAUUUCUUUCCUUGCUGCUGUGUCACUGCAGGAGAAGUUCUUAUCCAGAGACCAUGAGGAGGAGGAGAGCACGUUUUUCCAAACUCACAGUGGGGAAAAAAGACCAAACCACCUCCACCCACAUGGAAGAGGGCCUGCUGUUCCGCCCUGGCGACAACAGCCUGGCUUCCUGCAGCGUCCAGUGCGACCCCUCGUCCACGCCGAGGCACAAGGCCAACUACAACAUCUACGUGGAGGAUCCAGGGAGUCGCCCGGCGGCUCCUCUCUACGAGAACAUCGCUCUGGAUCGGAUCAAAGGCUCCCAGCCGCCGUCCCACUACAUCAACAGCGACGAGGUCGCCCGGCUUCGGGAGCGGUCGGAGCAGAACCGCGCCAACAUGAACUCUGACGGCUUCUUUCAAGAUAACUUGGUUCACAUUUACAACCAGCCGGGGGCCGAGCACGACCCUCACUCGGAGCCCCAGGCGCUACCCAAAGUCCCUCACCAGCAGGGCAGCCAAGAUGAGCCCCAGCCUCUGGAGACUCCUCCACAAGGGCCCAACGCCGGUGUGUGGGGCCGCUACGGUAACCUCAUGGAGUCCUCCGUCUCCGUCCCCGGGACGCUCAACGAGGCGGCGGGCAUGCAGGCCUUCGGCGGCGGGCACGGCGAGCUCACCCGGGGGAAGUGCCACCCCAGGACCUGGUUCGUCACCUUGGACGGGAGGCCGGCCGCACAGGUCCGCCACUCCGUCAUCGAGCUCCAGGGCCGCCACCGGGCGCCGAGCAGCAACGACACCAGCCUGGACUCCGGCGUGGACAUGAACGAGCCGCAGCAGAACGUCCGCGAGCGGCAGCGCGACAGGCGAGCGCUCAGGGCCUCCUCGCUGCCGCACCACGGCCGAGCGGGCCGCUACGGCGAGGACCAGGACCUGAGCAGCAGCGAGAGCGGCACCACGGCCACCUGCACGCCGGAGGACGCCUCCCUGAGGAACAUUUUGGACGGGAGCAGCGGCGCCAUUCCCAACAUCCCCGAGGAGCGAGACGGGAUGGACACGUCCAGCGCUCAGGAGGACAGCGAGUCCAGGGGAACGCCGCCGCCGCCACGCCGCCUGCGGAAGGUGAGGGAGAAGGGGAAGACGGAGAAGAGGAGCGCCAAGCACGUGCGUGAGGGGAGGCCUCUGAACAAGAGGAGUUAAAGCGUGAAGAAGACGAGCGCCACAUUCGCCAUCGAGCUGUUUGUCAUCAGCGCCGAGUCGUCCUAAAAACCCGUUGUUUUUUUAAACCACGCAGUUCUCACGCAGGCAUCGUUGUCGUCGAGUCACGUGAUUGGACAACGUCGCCAAAGAAUCCACGUGCCGGCUAGCACGAGAAUUACCGCAGCGCCGCCUUCUCUCAUUGUCACGAACUUGAAGACCACCAGCGAGAUUCAUCGAAGCCCCGCCCCCCCAAGCACGGCAUUGUAGAGGUGCCUUCCUACUGCCUGCAUUGAAUAUGACCACACGAGGCACUGUUUAGUCAAAUCUGGUGAGUUUGCAGGAUGGACACACUUAUCCUCACCACUGAUGCCUGCUGUAAAUUAAAUAGGAUAUAUAGGAGCUGCCCCCUGACAUCUUUGUUUUGAUCGCUCUGCUGCAUUUUAAAUUUUUUUUUACAAGACACUCUGGGGGUUUGUGAAAAUUUAAAUAAACGUCAUCACCGAUUGGACUUGUCGACUUCGCGCCUUCGCCGACUACGACGCUGGAAAAAAGCCGAGCUGCCAUUUCAACAGUUAUCACACCUGAUAUUCAAGGUUACGCCUAUAAUUGUUUCAGGAUGCAUGAAAAUGAACUCUUCGUCGCGAGUAUGAACAUUUCUUUUCUUUUCUUUUUUACCGUAGAGAUAAAUUGUGGCUAAUGUAAAGAACAAUAACUUCACCGUGAUUAUCAUCACAAUGGACGGUCGUCUAACAAUCCCAGUGAAGGCUCAGGUGGUCAAAUGGUUCAACAACUUCAUCGUAAUAACUUUAAUCCUCAACAGUUAUGCUUAAAGGCCCUCUAUUAAUUGACACGGCAAAUAAAGCACACUCCACUUUAAUAUGUGCCCGUCCGUCACGCUGCAUUUAUUACACGCUUAUUACACGUCCGGAGUGUAAUUACUGACGUCGUUGACCAGACUUCGUGAACUUUGGCCAAACUUUCACCACAAUUUUUUUUUUACGAGCAAUAUUUAGCAGAAAUUAAAAAGGAACUUUUGCAGUUUUAGUCUUCCAUCAUACUGUACAUCCCCCCCCACGGGUGAGUUCACUUUGUACGACCCCGUGGUCUCAUCCAUGCGUUUCUUGUAUAUAGUAAAGCGACAUUUUCCGUAUUUACGUGGCUGUGAUCGAACUUAUUUUGUGCCGUUUUUUUUGCAGCGGAUGGUUGAAUGAGUCCGUUUCUCUAACGGUAAGAAGAGUGAGCCGAGCUUUGGAGUUUCACACUCAAUCAUUCAGCUUUCUCCCACUCACACACACACACAAAUCAAAACCUACUGCCACUCCUGUUCUAUAGAUCCCUCUGAAUGUAUGCGUAUUGAUUUUAAUGUGUUCUCCGGUGUGCUCCUCUCGUGUCUCGACGUUGAAACUCGAGGACUUUUUUCUUUUCCUCCUGAGUGGGCGCCUCUUGUGUUGACCUCUGUGAUGAUGGUAGUGUUAUUAGUCUUGCCUAAAUUAAUAAACUUACUUGAU
Messenger RNA from Pseudoliparis swirei, 3845 nucleotides. RefSeq names its product family with sequence similarity 171 member B (gene fam171b). The coding region runs from base 52 to 2337 and encodes 761 amino acids. The transcript is spliced from 8 exons. NCBI's taxonomy places the organism in Eukaryota, Metazoa, Chordata, Actinopteri, Perciformes, Liparidae. The record is from RefSeq and is a predicted model, not a curated record.